GUGGGCGGGGCGCCGAACCCCCGGCGGACUCGCAGCCUCCCAGUCGGGUUGCGGCCGAAGCCGGUCCUGGCUUUGUAGCUCACUCAAGAUGGCGGCGCAGCCACCCAGCGGGAUCCGCCUCAGCGCGCUUUGGCUUCAGUGACAAAGUCACCAUGAAUGGUCAUGUCCCAGUUGGAUUGUAUGGGAACGGCUUCAAGUCAGGUUCUAUGCGAUUGGGCAAAGAUGCAAUAGUUUUUACCAAAAAUGGAGAAACCAUGAGUGUGGGCUUCUUGUCUCAGACCUACCUGGAAGCCAUAAAAGCAGAACAUGUUGUUGUUCCAAUUGUGACAUUCAACAAACACCGACAGAUGAUUAAUUUAGCAGAAUCAAAAGCAAGCCUAGCAGCGAUUCUGGAACAUUCUCUGUUUUCUACGGAACAGAAAUUGCUGGCAGAACUCGAUGCUAUCAUGGGGAAGAAAGGGACAAGGAUCAUCAUUUGGAAUCUUCGAAGUUACAAAAAUGCAACAGAAUUUGAUUUUGAUAAGGAUAAAUACGACAUCAGAAUUCCUGAGGAUUUGGAUGACAUUGCAGGGAAGAAAGGGUAUAAGAAACAAGAAAGAAUGGACCAAAUUGCCCCUGAGAGUGACUACUCCUUAAGGGCUUACUGCAGUAUUCUAUACCUUAAGCCAAGAAUGCAGAUCAUCCUACGUGGACAGAAAGUGAAGACACAGCUAGUUUCAAAGAGUCUUGCCUACAUCGAGCGUGAUGUUUACCGACCUAAGUUUUUAACUAGAACAGUGAGAAUUACCUUUGGAUUCAACUGCAGAAAUAAAGAUCACUAUGGAAUAAUGAUGUAUCACAGAAAUAGACUCAUCAAGGCUUAUGAAAAAGUGGGAUGUCAGUUAAAGGCAAAUAACAUGGGUGUUGGAGUGGUUGGAAUUAUAGAAUGUAAUUUCCUUAAGCCAACUCAUAACAAGCAAGACUUUGACUACACUAAUGAGUACAGGCUUACAAUACUAGCAUUAGGAGAGAAGCUGAAUGAUUACUGGAAUGAAAUGAAAGUGAAAAAAAAUUCAGAAUACCCUCUAAGUUUGCCUGUUGAAGACAUACAGAAGCGUCCUGAUCAGACGUGGGUUCAGUGUGAUGCUUGUCUAAAGUGGCGAAAGUUACCAGAUGGGAUAGAUCAGCUUCCAGAAAAAUGGUAUUGCUCCAAUAACCCUGACCCACAGUUCAGAAAUUGUGAAGUUCCAGAAGAACCUGAAGAUGAGGAUUUGGUACAUCCCACCUAUGAAAAAACCUACAAGAAGACCAGCAAGGAGAAAUACAGGAUCAGACAACUGGAAAUGAUCCCUCAGAUUAAUCAUGAGCUAUUAUAUCAGACAAAUGUUUCAAGUCCGAGCUUUUCUACUGUGAAGGAGAGUGUUCCAAGGCCACACCUUCCAGAUGUGGGGAAUCUCUUCACAACAAGGCUUAUAAACAACCACCUUGCUUCACCGCAGACUGAAGCUGAGAGCAACAGCAUGAAGCGGAAGCUUAGUGCUCGUUCAGUUCUGAAUGCAAAGACUCGGAGAUUAAAUAAUCCUCCAUUUGAAAAUUCAUCUUACAAAAAUGAUGAUGAUGAAGAUGUCAUCAUUUUAGAAGAGAAUAGUACCCCAAAACCUGCAGUAGAUCCAACUGUAGUAGAUCAUGAAAUCGAGGUCAAAUCAGAACAGAUUCACAUUGAGCAGAGUGGUGCUCAGGUGGAGCUAAUAGACGGUCCUGACCCUUGUGUCCAGGCUAGUGCAACAAGCACCUCCACCUCCAGGUGUGAGCAGGGCACUGCAGUCUCCACCCAGACGGAAGUACCAGGUCUGACUGUGAAAAAGGAAGAAAGUGUUGAAGACAUGGCUGCAUCAAAUGAUACAUCAGCACUGUCCUGUGUAAAUGCUAGGGCAAAGGUGCAGGACACCUUGGAGAAGUCAGCAGAUGCUGCUGGCCGUCAGAUUCAGGAACUGAGAAGCGAGCUGCUUUCAGUCACGCAAGAAAGAGAUGAAUACAAGAGACAGUGUCAAGUGUUUUCUGAGCAGAUAAAAGUCUUACAGCAAAGGAUAUUAGAGAUGAAUGACAAGUACGUGAAGAAGGAAACUUGCCACCAGGCCACUGAAACUGACACUGUGUUUUUACUUGAAAGUGUUAAUGGUAAAUCUGAAAGCCCAGACCAUGUAGGAUCUCAGUAUCAGCAAGCUUUGGAAGAAAUAGAAAGGCUGAAGAAACAGUGUAGCACCCUGCAGCAUGUGAAGACCGAAUGCAGCCAGUGUUCUGGGGCUGAGAGUAAAAGUGAGAUGGACGAGAUGGCUGUGCAGCUUGAUGAUGUGUUCAGACAGCUGGACAAGUGCACUGUGGAGAGGGACCAGUAUAAAAGUGAGGCUCAGUUAUUGGAAAUAGAGAAAUCUCAUGUUCAUUCUCAGUGUGAAGAACUCAAAACUGAAAUUGAGCAACUGAAAUCUACAAGUCAGCAGGCAGGAGCUGAUGUCUCCACUUCAAGCAACACUGAGGAGCCCGUCAGUUGUGUGGAUGGGGAAAGCCUCAAACUCCGCUCUCUUCGAGUCAACGUAGGACAGCUGCUAGCUAUGAUUGUGCCUGAUCUGGAUCUUCAGCAAGUCAAUUACGACGUUGAUGUGGUAGAUGAGAUUCUAGGACAAGUGGUGGAGCAGAUGAGUGAGAUCAGCAGUACUUAGAGUGUCUGCGUACAGCCUUCUCAGUGCGGAGUUCAGUGACAGGCAACAGGCUGAAGAAUCUAUGCAUUCUAGUGUCCCAGUCACUGUGGACACACAACUUUUGACAUAAUCUGUGAAUUGCUGGUAUCAAGCAGCGUAAUAGCUAGCCUCUGUUCUGAAUGUAAAUAUUUGUAUUAAGCCCGCACAUAUUUUUUUAUUGCCCUAAAGAUUGGUGUUUUUCACCAAGAGCUUUUCAGGUUGUUACUAUGGUUUGUGCAAUUUUUCUGGCUCCCUAAAAUGUAUUUUUCUCAAAAUCCAGGGCUGUGCCAUAAUAUAAAUGGAUAUGUUGCUACUGUUGUUUCUUUAAAUGAGCAUAAGAAAGAUUUUGAAAUAAUGUAAUGACACUCCUGAUAGGGUGUGCUUAUAAGGGAAUUGAGUGUUAGUGCUGUUUUCUAUAAAUUCCUGUCUCUGAAAUAAUUCUAUUCAUAGGAGAGAGGAAGGCCAAUGCUAGCUGCGUUUGUCUGGCUUUUUCUUGUGCUGAGAUUGCUAAUCGUCAAGUAAAAGUGUUUUCUGGGACAAAGAAAAGAUCUUCAAAGUGUUAAAAAUAUCCAGUGACAACCAUGUUUACUUUAAAACCCAUUUUUGGCUGUUGAUUCAGCAUGAAGUGGGCGCAAUAAUUAUUUGAGAUUUCUUUUUGUGAAAUUUCCUGUAUAGCCUUGUAAGGUUACUGCAGGUUAAUGUAAUCUGAGAAUGCAGUCUCUCUCAAACAGUACUGCGUAUCUUUUACUAUAUUAUGAAUGUAAGUGCUUUUUAUCCUGGAGUUAAUCACAAAGGGGCCUGGGAUUAUAGUGUCACAUGCCGUAAAUAUGCUUUUACUGGUCCCAAGUUCUAAGUUCUGUGCAAUCUAAAGAGAUGGCUUUACAUAUGUAACUGUAUAUAAUUAAGAAUCAUAUUUUCCACAACUAGAAUGUGUUAUUUUUCCCAAAGUUUUAUUGUUGCUAUUUAUUUUAACUUUUGUUUAUGGGGUUCCGUACAUACUCAUCUCGUGUGUAGCUAAUUACCCACGUCGUGUACAGCAGUAGAUCUUUAUGUAUGUUGCCUUCUGGAAAUUGCAAAUAAAUGAAGUUUUUGUUUUUAUUUACUUGAUAAACGUGAUUGAAAAUUUU
This is a messenger RNA of Psammomys obesus (fat sand rat), 3841 nucleotides long. RefSeq names its product MORC family CW-type zinc finger 3 (gene Morc3). Gene Ontology annotation, molecular function: zinc ion binding; ATP hydrolysis activity. The record is from RefSeq and is a predicted model, not a curated record. NCBI's taxonomy places the organism in Eukaryota, Metazoa, Chordata, Mammalia, Rodentia, Muridae. Gene Ontology annotation, cellular component: PML body; nucleus.